Molecule: messenger RNA, 14436 nt
Organism: Vitrella brassicaformis
Lineage: Eukaryota; Vitrellaceae
Source: the annotation of a GenBank genome assembly
GACGAGCGCAGCGUUUCUGCGCGCGUGUCGAUAGUGGCCUGGCCUGGCCGGAGCAACCUUUUGUGGGAAGAUCCGCCAGGCUUUGAUCGCCUCACCACAUCACCAGUUAGUUUCGCAAUGAAAGACUCCCGGGAGAUCUUUGCCCGGAUGGCCAGAUGCCUGGCAGCCAUCGAGCAGGCACGCCACGCCCCAGCACCUCAGCACCACCAAUGAGCGAUUUCAUUCAUCGACUGUCUGUCACAGAUAUCUGAGUUAUUAUGUGAUAUGUGAUAUGUUAUGUGUGUGAUGCAGGUGUCGUUGGAGCGGCUGUCUGCGUUCCUUUCCUACUGCCCGAGUGUCCCCCCCGAGUCGCCGCCACAGCCGCCCGCAUGUCUGCAGCUGACGCAGGAGAGCCACGCUGCCCUCCUGGCCCUCGGCGACCUGCUCUCACACACACGGGAUGACGCAGUCGUCGACAGGUGGCUGGGGCUGGCAAUCAGUCAACACACAACACGGGACAGGACGACAGGGAGGGCACGGGAGAGAGAGAGAGAGAGAGAGGAAGACGAUAUGUGGCUGGAUGGCUGGAUGGCUGUCUGACUCACUGGUGUCCUUGCCUUGCUUCCUCUCUCCCCUCAGGUGUCUGCCGCGCUACCUGUACUAUUUUCAGAGCCUGCCAGUGAUGCGCCCUCCUCCCGCCCCCCUCCCCACCGGCAGCAAUGCAGGCCCCGACACCAACGCCACUGAUGCCGAUGCGCUGACUGAGGAGCUGGGCUACCUGCUCACCUGUGCGCUGGCCAGCGUGUGGCGCAAGUGCUGGACCAAACGGUCGGCCAUACAGAAGUGCGUCGAUCAGAGUGUGGUGGGGUGGCUGGACCGGUCUGCCGGCGGGGAGGGGGAGGUGCCGGCGCAUCUGUGGGGGUGCCUGAAGGCCAUGGCCUGCCCCUUCUUCCCCGUCACCAAGCCCAUCCUGGAGACCCUUAUCAGGCGGAUUGGGCAGCUGGGGUAGGGUAGGCAGAUCAGAUGUAUGUGCGAGCCUAGCCUUCUUGGUUGGUUAUCCUCUGGUGCAACAUACAUAUGUGUGUUUGUGUGUCUGUGUCUGUGUCUGUGUCAGUGGAGGUGAUGCGCAAUCGAGGCGGCUGCUGGGCGCUUACUUUUCCGUAGUGUUGUCGCCUCUGCGGAUGGCGCACAGGGGCAGGGACGAGGCGGACCAGCAUGUGUACAGUGACGAUGCGCCACUGCAGGUAUGUAUGGAGACAGACGAAUGAGUCAGGGAGGCGGGACGGAUGGAUGGACGGAUGGAUGUAUCACUCCUCAGGUCACUUUGGCGAGUGGCGAUCGGUACACUCUCACGCCAAGCGACCGGCAGGCGCUCUUGGACAAGGUAAGCUGCGGUGCAGCCACAGACACAGACACACAGAGAAACAGGGCACGCACAGAGGGUCUGCACCCCAGCCAUGCAUGUUUCAUGUGCGUGUCGCCCUUAUCUUUCUUUCCACCCAGGCCGACAAUGAGGUGCAGGCAUUCCUCCCCGUGUUAGAGGGGCUCUCCCGGCCUGUGUCUGUGUGUGGGGGUGAGGCCGCCCAGUCGUCCACCUCACCGGCAUCGCUCAUCCAGCGGAGCCAGUCGGCCGUCGACGCCGCAUUCGCUAUGGCGGCAUGCGCCACACUCAUGGACGACACACAAGGGUGGGGUGGGCAUGGCAUACAGAAAACAGCUUUACAGCCUCACCUUUCCUGUCCUCUACCCGUUGUGUGCGAUGGAUGUGGUUUGGUGUGUGCAGGGUCGGUUUUGGGCGAGCAGAGCGGAGUGCAGUGACGCUCUGCCGCCGUGCGCUCGAUUGUGCCGAGAACUGCCCGAUCCUGGUGGAACAUACAGACAGCCCCGGUGAGCCGAGCUGAACUGAACUGCGACGCAAUGCAACGAGCACACGUGAUUGAUGUGCUGUCGACGUACACGUGUGUGUAGAUGGUGACGAUGGUGGUGGUCCUGAUGAUGUGGCGGCGGCUGGAGAGGGGAGAGGCGACGGUGUGGUGGUGCUUCCGUGGGUGGUGCAGGAGUGCCUGCUGACCGUCGUGACGGCUGGAUGUUGCGCCCUCGCCUGGCUCGCAAAGGCGCAACACGCGCGGGCGACAACACCCAUUGAACGACUUUUCGGUAGGCAUGGCAUGGCUAUCUAUGGCCCACCGAAGUACACGCACAGAGGGUGCUGGCUGUGCUUUGCUGUGUUCAGAGCUGUUGCUAAGGCAGGAUCCCUUCCGCCAUCUCGCCGUAUGUCCACCCCGACAACUCGCCGUAGGUGGCCACCUGGUGCUGCCCCUGAGCCACCUGAAGGCCUCCCUCCGGCUCAACAUCGGCAGCACGCUCGAGUCACCACCCACUUUAUCACCACAACCACAACCACAGGCGCCACCACCAUCACCAGCACCAGCCCCAGCACCGGCAAGGCCAGCCGGACCCUCCCAAUCCUCUGAACCCUCUCAGGCAUCUCACGUCUGCCCGUGGGACGAGCUGCAUUGGCUGCUGGACGAAGGCGACCCCCAACAACAGCAGCAGCCACACACCGACACAGGCAGGAGCAGCAGCAGCAGCAGCAGCAGCAAGGCGCGUCUCUCAGAGUGCGAGUGUUUCACACGCAUGGUGUGGUGCCUGGCCACUGCGUGCCUGCCACUCGGCUGUGCCAAAGGCGAGGCCCCCCUCACCACCACCACCUUCAGCCCCCCCGUGUUGCGGCCGGCGGCAGAGGUGCGUGUGACGGUGGAGAGGGAGGACGGCCGGGGGGAGGUGGCCGUAGACAUCGACAUGGAGGCCGUCAGGAGGGCCACCAUGGACGAGCAAGACGGAGAUGGCGAUGGCACCGGUGGCCCUACCGAAGAAGGUGGCCCGGUGUCGGUAUUGCUGAGUCGGCUGAUGGAGCACAUCGACCACACCCGCACCAGUGAAGACAAGAGCGCCGCACUCACCAGCAGCAAUCACGACGGCCGGGGUGGUGCGGGGUCCUUGGGCCUUGUUGGUGGAGCGAGGUCUGUGUCGUUUGGGAGCGGGGCGGCUGCAGAGGGGAGGAGGGGCGUCCAGCCAUCCGCUGCUCAGAGAGAUGCAUGGGAAAGGACACAAGGCACCAGAAAGGCACUCAAGGCAAGAAUGACUGACUAACACACACACAGAGACAGACACCCAGAGGAAGGAACAACCGCAACCAGCCAACACAACGGCAUCCACCGCUCUCGCUCUCUGUGUGUGUGUGUCUUCUCCAGAUAGUGUCCGGUUUGGUGUCAUUGCUGGACACCCCCCAGCUGACGUCCCCCGCUUUGUCGAGCCUGACGCAGCAGUUCCUGACCCUGCUGGCCGACGCAGCGGCCUCCAUGCCCCUCCACACCCACCGCACACUCAUUCCACCACACCCAUACCAGGGACACUCGGACUACACCGUGGCCACCACCAAGACACUCAGCGGCAUCAGCGGCCGAUCGGGAUCAGGGGCGGACAGACCACCGCCACCACAGGGCGAGAGAGCGCGGCAUGAGGGCAUUUUGGUGAUGCAUUUGGAGGCCUAUAUUGUGGCCCUAUGCGAUAUUGCCGUCCAUGUGGUAGGCGCGAAACCGCGAGAGAUCCACAGAGCCGCCCAACAAGGCGGACGUCCUUGCACUUCACUUGUGUGUGUGGUUGUUGGUUUGGAUGCAGAGCGGCAGCCGCUUCACUGCCUCGAUAUUAGAUCUGUUUCUGCGGCUGUUCAGCCAGUCCACUGUGCACUUCGAGGACGUCCGCCCCUCUCUCCUCCCCUCUCCCUCCGUCUCGCCCGCACCCACACCGUCACACAAACAACAACAAGACGCCACACGACCACAGCAGCACCACCAGCAGCAGCAGCCUACACCACCCCCCGCACCACUGGCACCCGGCGGCGAGAGCAGCCUGAAGGGUGGUGAGCGGCCUCUGCAGCAGCAGGGGCCUCUGGCGUCGGCUCGUCUGCUGCCGGUGCUGGUGCGGGGACUGGGCAGGAUGGGCAAGGAACUCAGCCACCCACUCAAGAGGGAGAAGUACAUGAGGUCGGCGGAGGGGGCGGGGGAGGGGCGGGAGGGUGGAGAAGAGAAGAAUGAGGAGGAGCGCAUAGCUUUGUGUGCUGUGCUGUGCCGUGCAGUGUGGUGUGGUGUGUGGUGUUGUCUGUCUGUCAGGACGUUGGGUUUGUUGGUGUUUGCGCAGUGCCGGACGCACCGCAUCCCGCCACUGCUCGCCGUCAUGUGCGACCAAACCGAUGGCAUACCGGUAGGGAGGGAGGGACUUUGACUGACUGACACGGACGAACAUGGGGACGGACGUGCUUACGUCAAUGUCUUGUCUUCACGUGUGAGCGUGUGUGUGUGUGGAUGUGUCAGUCUCGUGUGCGUGUGGUUGGUGUCAAGUCGGCCCGCGACAUCAUCUUGCAGCCGCCGGGGUGCCUGUGGAUGACGGCCACGCCCUACCACACCGACGCCAAUGUCGUCAACUUCUUCACUAUGGUAAUUAAUUAGUGUUCAAAGACAGACAGCGAGGGGAGAGAAGACCACACCGAAGGGGAGGGAGGGAAUCGCAGCACGCUGACAAAGCUUCACGUUAUGUGCGGCUGGCUGGCUGGCUUGUGUAGAUCUGGAUGUCAGUCGUGCUGACCAAGAGCAGAGAGACCAGAAUGUACGCGACCCUCCGACUCCCCCUCCCCUCCCCCCCACGCCACCCCACCAGGCAGCUGUAUAUAUCCUUCCUUUGUGUGUGCCGUGUGUGGCUUGGGUGCACUGCAGCGGUCCGUCCGAGAGGCUAUCGUCUAUGCUAGAGCGGCUGGCGCGCCUCUCGCCCGUCCUGGUCCACCUCACCACAGAGGACAGAACCACCACCUCCUCCGGAGGACCACCCACCGGCACACCGCUACAGCCGCCCCAGGCACUCGACCCCAUUGCCCAGAUCGACCAGCUGGCGCCACCCGAAUUCCACCCCACCGCUGCCGAACACGUGGGCCAGCGCCAUGUUUGUGUAGGGGAGUAAUCUCUCUCCCUCUGUGUGUGUGUGUGCGUGUGUGUGUGUGUGUGUAGGGCUAUUAUCACCACCACUCGUUGAGCGUGUGGCUGCGGCAGACUGUGUGUGAGGCGGUGCCGUCCCUGGCCCCCCUGGCCACACAGCUGCCGCCGUCGCGGCUGCUCUACUGCCUCGCACUGGUGCAUCUCGAGACCUAUCGAGCCAAAGUGGGCACACCACACCACACCACACCGCACACGAGUGUGUUGGGUGUGUGUGUGUCUGUGUGUGUGUGUAGCAUCGGAACAUCUGCAGCUUGGUUGCGUACCUGCACAGCGAGGGGCUGCACAGAAAUGCCGAAAUGUCCGAGGCCAUCGGUACGUGUCCAGUCCGCACACACAGACAAGACAUGAACGCACCACGCGCCGCGCACCAUACGACUCGUCACUCACUGUCUCUCUCUCUCCCUCUCUCUCUCUCUCUCUGUGUGGCGAAUGUGUUCGCCUGCCUAUUCCCCCGCCCACGGUACACUGAUAUAGAUCGUGUGAUAGACCACGUGGUUGACGAGUCCAUCCAGCGGCUGCAUGACGAACGACGCACAUUCGCCAGAACGGCCCACCUGGGGCAGGUGCUGACCCACCUGAUCGUGUCCUGUGUGCACCGCUGCGGCCGUGUGCGUUCCAAGGCCAUGUCAAUCCUGGAGCGGAUGGCGGCGGCCUUCCCCGAGCUCAUCUGGCACAGCAGCGUCAUCAACACCACCAUAGAGCUCCUCAACCACCUGGGCGAGCUCCUCAAGUCAGCCUACGACUGCAGGGUCGAGUCCUUCACCCUCACGCACCUCGACAGCUUCACCAUCAUGAUACCCGAGGAGAGGGAGGUCUCGCGCGAGUCGUUCAUCUUUCUGGCGCAGACUGCCGACAGAUGGCUGAGGCGGGCCUUCUCGCUCAACUCCUAUGAGACCAGGGGCGCCGUGGCGAGGUACAUCAUGCUCAGGGACCGGCAGCACGCCCAGGGGGUGCUGCGGGCGGGAGAGGUCAGGGGAAGCAGGCGCAGUGCUGGUGGUGGUGGUGGGAGUGGCGGUGUUGGCAGGGGUGGAGGUCGUGAGAGGGACAAGGCCGUGACGCAGCAGGAGGGGCUUGCUCUGGCGCUCGACAUCUGCUCACAGAGGACGUAUGCGCCCGAGCCGGCUGUGCUCUUCGGACCAAAGCGAGGCGACUACCAUGUGGGCUGUGCUGUGCAGCGGACACAGAGAGAGGGGGGGGUGGGUGGAUGGAUGUGUCUGUCUGUCUGUCUGUCUGCUGCAGGUAGAUCCUGAGCAUCUGUCGGCGUAUUCUCGUUCUGCGCGUCUGGUGUCGUCAAUCGAGACGCAGACCCGGUUCCUGGGCCAGGUCUCCACACUGGUGGAGCAGACGGGACUCACCGACGCCGCACACUCACUCGCCAGAGACCUACUCACACUCACCGUAACCAACCACACACACACACACACACACAUACACACACACACAUACACAGCUGUUGUGUUGUAUUGUCCUGUGUGAUUGAAUCUGCCAACGAACGAGUGCAGCGGCAGCAUCCCCCCGCGCAUGCGUCGCCCUUCCUCCCGCCAGCAGCGGCGUCAUCCCCACCGCUCCCACGCACAUCCAUCUUCUUCCCACACACCUCGCUCUCUCACUCACACACCCAGCAGACAACAGCUGACCAUGACCAAGGACCUGCAGAGGUGCAGCAGCAGCAGCAGCAGCAACAGCAUCGUGGAGGUGUGGGUGUGGGUGGGAGCAGCCUGAUGCAGGGAGGGAGGGGUCGUGAGGUGGGUUGGAGCGACAUGUACUUUGGCGCUAUGGGAAGGGCCAGCGCUGCGCUCAUUCUGGCCAGCGAGGCAGGGGCGCAGCAGUAAGUGCUGCUGCUGGGGAGGGAGGGACCAUGGUGUGCAGUUUCUGGCUGUGUGUGGUGUGUGUGGGUCUGCUGCAUUGGUUGCAGCGUUCGUAUGGAGCGAGAGUUGAUGGAGCUGGUGGUCCACGGGCCCACCACGUACGUCAGUCAGCACAGCCCCUCCCCUACGCACCGCAGCACUGAACCACCAAACACACAGACGCACACUCACUCAUGCGUAUGUGUAUAUGUGUGUGUGUGUGUGUGUGUGGCUGUGUCUGUCGUUGUGGCUGCCUCUGUGUAGGCUGAUGACCCGGAGUGCCCUGCAGGCGGCCAUCUUCUGCUGGGAGUGGCUCUCUUGCCACUCAUACGGGUACCCUACCCACACCACACUGACCGCACCCUGACUGACGUGCGCCAGCACCACCAACCAGACUGCUCCUUCCUGUCUGUCUGUCUGUCUGUUGCCUGUUCUCCAGGUUGCGUCGUUUAUUGCUGAGUGAGAUGGUGUACGCCUGGGCCCGCACGGUCUCGUCCGAGAGGGGUCUGUUCAGCGUGGAGCCGCGGCCCACGGGCAUCGCCUCACACGACAUCAUGCAGCGACUCAUGGAGGCUGAGGUGAGGGAGGCAAUCAAUGCCAUCCACACACACACACACACAGAGAGAGAGAUGUGGUUGUGUGCUGUGUGCGCUGUGUGUGGUGUGGUAUGGGUAUCAGGAGGAGCCCGUGUUGGGCAUCGACGAGGACCUAGACGACGAAGGGGUCGACAUGUCGACCGCCGUCACCUUCAUCACAGACAGGAAACGCUCCAGGCCCCUCUCACCACCGACACACAUGCCCAUGACCACCUACCAAGACCAUCACCCACCACCACCACCACCACCAGUGUCAGCGGAAAUUGUCCACGCCGCGGCCGACCAGCUGACUGCAGACGAGCAGCACCAGCACCAGCGUCAUGUGGGUGUGCGCGAGAUGGAGAUGGACCUCUCUGCUCGGCGGCGUCUGUCGGAGCUGCGUGCGGAGCUCAUGACGCGUGCCCACGUGGGGAGCGGGGGGACGCCCGAGAAGGCCGCCGCACAGGAGGGCAUCAAGCUGGUGCAGCAGGAGGAAAUCAACGCACACGAGGUAGGGUAGAUAAAGGCCAAAUAAGCAGACAGACGCCACGAAGGAAGGGUCUGUGUGUAUGGUACGGGCGGCUGCGUGUGUGUGUGUGUGUUUGCCGACAUAUAACUUGGCUGGUAUUUAUUGCCAAAUCAAUAAAUAGCUGUGGAUAGGGUUCCUAUCGCAGCGGCUGGUGAUAGCUCGUCUGGUGGACAUAGACGAGGUCUCUCUGCUGGCGCAGUUCCCCAUUCUGGCCCUCAGCGCCCCCCACCUCUCCGCACUCUCAUCCGCAAUGAGCCCGAAGUACAGACUGCUCAACAUGACCUUCGAACUGCUACAGGUACACACACACACAGACACACAUGCCCCCAUUUAUGUGUGUGCAGCUUCACCUGUCAGCCCCGCCCGCAACGUCGUUCCGCGGCACACGCAAGGAGGACGGCAGCCGAGACCAUCACCGCCACCACCACCAGCACCACCAGCAUCGCAAGCAACAACACCAGCGCCACGGCAAGGCGGCCGCGGCUUCAACGACAGGAGCCUUCCCUGCUGCUGCUGCUGCUGCAGGUGGUGGUGGUGGUCAGCCGUCGGGUCAUCCCUUUCUGUCAGAUGGGACUUUGGCGUGUGUGCACGAGAUGGCAUUCGAGGCGCUCGUCUGGCACUUCAGCGCACCCAUCUGCUGGCACGCCCGGCCCAACCUUCUGGAGGCUCAUGUGCUCACACAGGUGAGUCUGUCUGUCUAAGUGUCUGUCUGUCCACCCACCCACCCGUCCACCACUGCUUCUGUGUGUCUGUGCUUUCUCGUCAGCUGCUGCUCCGUUCGCUAGAGCUGCUCCGUCGCGACGCACACGUGGCCCUGUUGCUCCCGUCCCUCCAGCAGCCCCUCCCCCUCCCCACCCCCCUCCCAGCGCCCAUGCGUCGUCUGCCGUCGGUCCUCCAGCGCACCGACACCACCUGUGUGUGGGGGACAGGUGGGCAGAGCGGCUGGCUCGACGGGGCCAGCCUGUCGGUGCGGCUGCAGCGGCUAGGCACCAAGGGCGGUGGAGGAGGGGGUGGCGGUGGCGGAGGAGGCAAGUUCAGCACGCUAAGUGGGGCACUGCUCGAUGGCAGCCGACUGCUGCAGCUACGGUGCGGACACACUUACACACACACACACAGACAAACAGACAGACAGACAGGUGGGUAUGGCGGAAAUUCCUCUCUCUCUCUCUCUCUCUGUCUGUCUACAGCCGUGAGUUGUUAGAGCUGCUGGUGAUCGACGAGCUGGAGCGUUUAGCCGUCUGGAACUCCCCAUCGGGGGACAGGCUGCCCAUCCUGCAGGCCACGCAGAAGGAGGAGAGAGAGCAGAAGGGCCCACUCGCCGUCGCACGCAAGCAGAGCGGCAGGUGGACCGCCCGACUGAGGAAAUACGGCAUCCUCCCGAAGCAGAAGCAGCUGCAGCAGCGGCAAUUGUCGAAUGACAACAACAGCUUCAGCCGUGGUGGGCGAAAGGCCGUCAACGACCGGAUGAUGAGGGGCGGGAGCCCCCUGCUGCUGCUGUCUGAGCGGGCCGCGAGCAUGUCGGAGAGCCGGUGGGGCGAGCUGGCGCAGAUCGCAUGGCUCUGCUCCCCGGCACUCGCCGCGCAGCUCACCAAGAGAUUCGCCGCCAAGCGCACCAUCAGGCAGGCGCCUCCCUUCCCCUCCCUCCCAAAUGUGUGUGUUGUGUAUCUGUGUGUGGUGGGGUGGUGUGGUGUGCAGGGAGGAGGUGCAGCGUCUGAUGCUGCGAGCGCCUUUCGGGUUUCUGGACCAGCCGGAGGCGGUGCGUUUGGUUGUGACUGAGUCGACGGCGGUGGAGCAGGGCGACGAGGGAGCGCUGCUGCCGCUGCUGUACUUCACCGAGAUGCCGUUCGACGUCAUCUUCCACAUGCUGCACCGCUCGCUGAGGUCCAACCUCUUCGUCAGACACAUCGCCAUCAGAGCCAUGACCAAGUCAGUACCUGAGAGACAGAGAGAGGGGGGGGAAAGAGGGCAAGAGGGGAUGGAUGGAUGGAUGUGUGUGUCAGGUAUAGCCCUUCGGUGCUUCGUUUCUACCUGCCUCAGUUGGUGCAGGGGAUGCGUCACGACCCUUCCGGCGCUUUGGCGCGGGCCAUCCAGGACAUCUGCCGCAUCUCCCCGCUCUUCACACACUCACUCAUGUUCAACCUCACCUCAGAAGCAAAGGUACACACACACACACACACACAGACGGCCAGACGGCCAGACAGGCAAACGGCCGGCACUCUCUCUCUCUCUGCAUGUCGAUGUGCGUCUCAUUGUGUGUGUGUGUGUUGGGUGUGUGCAGGAGACGAGUGCCGACGAGCGCAAGGUGCCGUUGUCCGAGCCUGAUACCCUCCCUGCCACCUGCCAGCGGCUCAGGGUCAGCCCACGAGCCCACCAACACACACACAGAGACCCACCCCAAGCUACCCAAGCCUUGCAGCCAUGCAUGCCCGAACCACCACACUGUGUGUGAGUGUCUUGUGUGUGUUGUGUGUGUGUGUGUGUGUGUCAGUCGUCCAUCAUCGACGAGAUGAGCGCGUUGGAGCGUGACGUGUUUGAGCACCAGUUCGCCUUUUUCGACGCCGUCACGUCCAUCAGCGGACGACUCAAACGCAUACGCGCAGAGGAGCGCAAGGAGCACAUCCGCAAGGCGCUCGAGGACAUACCCGUAAGACGACAAGGGGAGGGAGGGAGGGAGGGAGGGGUGGGACAUCAAGAUGGAUGGAUGGCCAUGGGUGUGGUGUGGUGUGUGGUGUGUGGUUAGGUGUUGUAUGACCACAUAUAUCUCCCGGUGGACCCCCACAUGCGGGUCGUCGCCAUCGACCUCGACAGCGGCACGCCCAUGCAGUCGGCCGCCAAGGUAAGGUGCCCUCACACCACCACACCACACCACACCACACCACGGCACGGCACGGCACACCCUCUCCCAUGUGUGUUAACCUGUAGGUUCCGGUGCUGGUGACGUUCAUAACGGAGCCCUACAUCGGUAUCGACGCCCACGUGCAGCAGCUCCUCCUCUCCCACCCCUCACACGCCGCAUCGCCAAACCUGCACCAUGCCCAGACCCACCCCCUCCCCCUCCCCAUCCCCCAAGCCGCCACCCCGGCCACAGCUGUGGCGGUGGGCGCCUCCCCGCCAGCAGUGGGCGUCCGCAGGCCCACCAUGAUGAAAAGACCCAUCGGACAGGAGCAGCCACAACAACUCCCACAGCAGCCACAGAAGAGGGCUAGUGGUGCUGGGGAGGGGGGGCACACGCACAGGCGGCGUGAUGCUGGGAGGGCUGCUGCUGCUGCUGCUGGGAGGGAGGAGAGCGGAAGCGACUGGGCGGGGGGGCCCAAUACGUCUGUGUCGGCGGCAUCGUCCGUCGGCGGCAAGGGGGGCACUUCUUCACAGAGGCCCCCUGGAGGCGGUCCGAUCGACGACACCGCCUCCGAGGCUGCUGCCGCUGCGUCUGCUCCCGAGUCACACUACUACCCCUUCCUCCCCCCUCUGGCAUCCUCUUCCUCCCCGCGCCCACAGCAUCAGCAGCCCCCGUCGCCCCCCACCGCACCAUCACCCUCGCUCCCCCCAUCCCCAACACUCCCACCACUCGGCGGACAAUCAGGGUGGACAGCCACAGCCACAGCCGCGGCCACACACAGGGCGCCAGCGGGCGUCGGUGUGCGGCUGAUGCUGGGCGCCCCCGGUGAGCAUGAGAGUGACGAAGACCUGGGUGACGAGGACAACGAGGCCGACGACGAGCUCGAGGGGCAUGACCACCAUGACCAUGGUGCGGCGAGGGAUAGAGAGGGGGAGAGGGAGAGGGAGGGGCAUCCUGUGCAGGGGGCUGUUGGUGCUGGUGCUGGUGGUGGCGAUGAUGAGGAGGAGAUGUUCCGCGAGGAGAGGGUGUUCCUCGAGACGCUCAGCCGAUACGACAGAGGCAGGUACCAACCCAAUCACCUCAAUUGCCAUUCAUUGAGUGGACCAUUAUCGAACCUUGCCCGUGUAUGUGUUGGCUGAUGGCUGGCUGGCUGGACGGAUGUGUGGAUUGGUCAGUGUGACGGCGUUGCGUGCCUCUCCCCACUGGCGGCGUCGUGAGGGCGGCGGUCAGUUGUCGCCCUCGUCCCGCGGCAACAAGCGGCGCAAGACACUCAAGGAGAAGAUCACAUACGAGGGCGUCAAGCUGCAAAAGCUCAUGAAGGAGAAGGUACGCGCACACACACACACACACACACAGAAAGAAAGACAGACAGACAAACGGGCAGACAGGCAGGCCAUCUUCAUUUGGUGUGUGUCUGUGGAUGUGUGUGUGCUCAGCGUGACGCGUUGUCCCAGUAUUUGGAGCAGAAGGCGCAGCGGACUCUGAGCAUCAUGAAGAAGAAGGUCAUGAAGAUCAAGCGGAAACAGAAAAUCAAAGAGCUCGCCAGGAAAUACCACGUCCGGUGAGAACGCUACGCUCCUCCUUUUGUCGAUCUGGCCAUCUCUCUCUCUCUCUCUCUGUCUGUCUGUCUGUCUGUCUGCCAUUCGUCCAUCAGUACGAGUGACGUGACGGACAGCGAGGAUGCGGCAGAGGCGAACGUGGCGCCCGAGGCCAAGGCCCACGACCAGGUGUCAUGCAUCUUCAAAGUCAACGACGACGUCAGGCAGGACCUCCUCGCUCUACAAAUCAUGCAGGUAGGUCACCCUCCCUGGUCACACACUCACACCCUAGCUAGCCACACACACACCAGACACACACACAACAGCUACCUCUGAGCAGCUAGCCCAUCCGUGUGUCUGUCUGUCUGGUGUGUGUGUGUGUCACCCACCCUUUGCAGCUGUUCCACUGCAUCUUCCACGAGGUGGAUCUCAACCUGUGGAUGUACCCCUACCGGGUGCUGUCCAACCGCACCGGCCACGACGGCCGCAUCGGCGGCAUCAUCGAGUGCGUCCCCAACUGCAAGUCCAGACACCAGCUCGGCAAGCAGGCCGACACGCAGAACCUCCCUCUCGACCAGUACUUCGUCCGCACCUUCGGACCCACACACUCCGUGGCAUUCCAGCGCGCCAGGGCCAAGUUCGUGCGCUCCCUUGCCGCCUACAGCGUCAUCUGCUUCAUCCUGCAGGUAGGCAAUCUCGACAGACAGACACGCACGAUGUGACAGAUACCCCUGUGUGUGUGUGUGUGUGUGUAGAUCAAGGAUCGGCACAAUGGGAACCUGUUGGUGACGUCGGAGGGCCACAUCUUGCACAUCGACUUCGGCUAUCUGUUCGACUACUCGCCCGGCGGCGACAUUCGGUUCGAGAGUGCGGGGUUCAAGCUGACCAAGGAGAUGAUCGACAUUAUGGGCGGCAGCAUGACCAGCGAACCCUUCAAACUCUUCGCAGACCUCUGUGUGCAGGGGUAAGACAGGCAGACAGGCAGGCAGUCAGGCAGGCAGGCACCCAGCGAGGGAACGAGCCACACACAGGCAGCUAGCUGUGGGUGUGGGGUGCCUGCCAUGGUUGUUUGGUGCCCUUAGGUAUCUGGCGUUGCGUGAGCAUGCGGAGCUGAUUCUGAAUCUGGUGGAGCUGAUGAUCGAGUCGGGCCUGCCGUGCUUCAAACCCAUGUCUAUCGCUAACCUCAGGUCGGUCAGCGACCUGACACACUCACAUCCCACCCCAUGCACUGCAGUGCUUUCCGGCGUGCGUGGACACAGGCGUGUGUGUGUGGUGUGUGCAGGUGGCGCUUCCAGCUGGACCGCAGUGCUCGUGGUGCGGCUCAGUUCAUGCAGGAGCAGAUCGUGUUUGCCUACAACAACCUCACCACGCGCAUAUACGACAUCGUCCAGGCCGUCCAGCAGGGCAUCAAGUACUGAACGAACGACAGACCAACGGACGGGCGGACAGCCGACCGACCGAUGGACGGAGGAAGCCACGCUUGCUUAGAAGAGACAGGCACAGAGAGAGAGACAGAGAGACACGCACACAUGAGCGCAUGUGUGCGUUGGUUGAUGGGCGCAGCCAAUGAGUGAUGCGUGGAUGGACAGAAUUAGUGCAGCCACCCACCCACCCACUACCCACUCACUCCCCGAGCCAGCCACUGACUGACUGACUGUUUUGUGUGUGUGAGAGGUCGAUCUUUUUGUAGGUAAGGCAGCACAGGCAGCACCGCACAGACAGCACCCAGUGACUGACUGAGUGAGUUGAGUGCACUGACUGCACGGGUUCAGUGAGGGUUGACUGUGUGCUGGGACGGACGCAUGGACGCAUGGACGCUCGCUCGUGUGCAGGUACAUACCAUAGUGGGCAUGAUGGAAAACUGCACCGAACAACAACUAAUUGAGCUCCACCGAAAGUUAAUGAAAAGCGGGUACUGCCUGAUAUUCAUUAACUUUCGGUGGUGCUCCAUUGGCUGUUGUUCGGUGCAGUUUUCCAUCACGGCAGUCUGACUAGUUCAGCCAAUCAAUGGCUGCAGCGAUUUUGCAAAGCGAAUGCGACAGACACGCGCACGGCACGCACAGUCAGCUCUCGAUUCUCUUGCG